GAUCGCUUAACGAGGUGGUAGACAGAGCGAGAGGUUGGUGAGCGGAUCUGGAGCGGACGAAGACACAAUUGAGAAUCGGCCGGCGAGGUGGACAAACAGGGACCCGCUCCUUCCUGAUCGAGCGCCGGUGCCCCUUGUUACUGCCGUGAGGUCCGGUUGGCUCUGGCCAGACCUCCUGGCGCGCCUGCCAGAUAGAUGGAAGGUUUCGAGAUGUUAUAUAUACCUGCGCUCCUCCUGAGGCGAGGUCAACAAGACUUCCUCCUCAGGCUCCUGUAUUUUCAAAAGUCUCGGUGGUCGUUUGUCCCCCUUCCGCUCGAGCUCCCUCUUUUCUCUCUCUUUCGCUGGGUUUCACUCCAGCUAACCACUUUCCCUAAUCCCACCUAUCGUCUCUCGCUUUAACCACGCCUUGAAAUGGUUUUCUUUUUGCGCAUCCCCUUGCUUGCUGCAGCCAUCGCGGCUUUGCCUGCUGCUAAUGCAGUCCACUGGAUCUUCGGUGGAACGCAAGAGCUUGUCGUUACUCGACUUGAUCCCGUUGUCAAUCCUGGCACUCAUUGACAAGCCGCCAAGGAGCCGGAUAGAUGUGAUACGAACUUUGCAAACACGUUCCGCGUCGAACGGUGGGAAGAUUUCGUGCAACUGUUUGGUUGGUUCUCACGUCCACAGUAUCACCGGUGGAAGUGGAUUCGGCGAAACCUAUGACUAUGACUCACUCGUUCAGAGUCAAUGCACUAAAAUUGUCGUACCUCAAGAUAAGAGUAACUAUUGGACUCCCAAGCUCUAUCAUUUCAACAAGCAGAAUGCGUCUCUCACGGCGAUGCCAAACUCUUUCAACAUUUAUUACCUCGUUCGCGGUGACCAGACCGGCGACAAGAUCAAGGCUUUCCCUAAGGGUCUCAAGAUGGUCGCUGGUGAUCCUACCAGAAAGACCUACGAUGCCUCCAGCCAUGCCGACCAGGCCAUCAGCUACGUUUGUCUCGAUUACAGCGGUGCUCACAAUGGUGACCCUGAAUGGAACGAACGUCCCAACUUCUUCCAACACAACUGCCCCAACGGUAUGCGUGCCCAGGUCUUCUUCCCCUCCUGCUGGGAUGGCAAGAACCUCGACAGCCCAGACCACAAGUCUCACAUGUCCUACCCCGUCGAGAACUACAACAACGGCCGCUGCCCAUCUACCCACCCCGUUCAUUUGGUCUCUCUCUUCUACGAGAUGAUCAUCUCUGUUGAUCAGUUCUCCUAUGAUGGUCCGGGUUCUUGGGUCUGGGCUUCGGGCGAUACCACCGGUUACGCCUUCCACGGCGAUUUCACCAACGGAUGGACUGAUUCCGAUCUCUUGCAAUCCGCUAUCGAUGACUGCCCCAAUGCCGCUGGCAACGUUGCUGACUGUCCUCAUCUUGCUGCCGUAAUGGACCAACAAGCUGCUGCGGCUUGCCGUUACCCUGGUGAGAUUGUCAACGAAGAUAUCGGUGACAAGUUCCCUAUUGCCGUUUUACCUGGAUGCAAUCCUGUAUGGGAUGGUACCGGUACUAAGCCUGCUUGCCCGUCUGCUGGCGCUACUCCUUCAUUGGGUGGUACUCAAGAGAAACUUGCUACCGGAUGGACUGAGGUUGGAUGUAUUGCUGAGGCUACGAAUGGACGUGCGCUUACGGGUGCUCAAUUGGUCGAUGCGACUGGUAUGACUAAGAAUAAGUGUGCUCAAUUCUGUCAGAGCAAGAAUUUCAAGUUUGCUGGUAUUGAAUGGUCUCAAGAAUGCUACUGUGGCAACAGUUUCAGCAAUGGUGCAUCUAGCAACACCGUUGCUUCUACUCAAUGCAGCAAUUCUUGCGCUGGUAACAAAUUCGAGACCUGCGGCGGUCCUCAACGUCUCACUCUUCUCACCUUUGACGCCAACGGAGCCCCAGCUCCUUCUGUGAGCGUUGCUCCUUCCAGCUCCGUCGCCGUUCCAGUAUUGAGCUCCGCCGUCGUCAGCAGCAUCGCCAGCACGUCUGUCGUCUCAAGCAGCAAAUCUCUCCCUACGAUCAGCUCCAGCUCAGUCGUCGUCGUUUCCAGUGUGGCAUCUUCUGCCAGCUCCGUCGUCGUUUCAAACGUUCCUUCCGUUAGCGUUAUCGUUUCGUCGUCUGCUCUUGCUACAUCUUCCGCUGUCCCUACCGCAGAUCCUGCUACCUCUCAUGUUCUCGUACCGGUUCCUCCCAUUACGACUGCUUCGUCCGCCGUCGUCACUCCCUCCGCCGUCUCUUCCGCCGUCCCUUCUCCAGUUCAUUCGGACGUAUGUGGUGCUCCACCUCCUGCAGAAUCGCCUGUCGUCUCCUCGGCUGCGGCCGCUCCUCCUGUCGCCACCGGUAUUCCUGCCGGUUGGGCUUCUGCAGGUUGCGUCAGUGACAACGGUCACCGAACUCUGAACGCUCGUGCCAUGACGAGCGACAGCCUUACCGUCGCUCAGUGCCUUAACUACUGCACCAAGGAAGGUUUCAGCAUUGCUGGUAUAGAGUACGGACGGGAGUGCUACUGUGGUAACAGCUUCAAGAACGAUGGAGGCAAACCGCUCGAUAACUCCGUCUGCAGGAUGUCCUGCACGGGACAGAAGGACGCUCAGUGUGGUGGUGAUUGGGCUUUGUCCGUCUUUAAGAAGACGAGCAAUAGUUCGAGACGUGCCGUCAAGGCCAAGCACUUUGGUCGUCACCACCCUCACAAUACUUUCUGAAGGAUAUCGUUUUCGUCCUCAUGAGACCCAGCCCUCUCGACCCGCCUUUUCCCUCUCGUCGCUCUUUCAUUUUUACGUUCUCCUGUCCCCGUCUCGUCUCUUCCUAAAUGACUCCGGCAACGGUCCGCACGAGGCAUCUUUCUCUGUCUUUUUCCAUUCCUCCUCCUUCCGUUCCUUGCACAGUCUGGGGAGUCGACUAGGAUAAGAUGGAUGUUGAUGAUGUUGAAACGAUCAUGAUUCACCCACACGAUCUUAUUUUUUUUUACUGGAUAAAAAACUGGCAACACACCGUCAUCGACACAUCCAUCUCGACCGCUGCGUUCUCAAUGCCCUAGCACUUUCCUAGCUCUCCUCAUGCAUCGUGCUUUACCCCAAGUCGCUCGGUCGAUACCUUUUACUGUGUUCAUGUCGAAUAGCACCUGAUUCUCGAUGCUCGUGGUCUUCGAAGUCUCUUUCGGUUCUCAUAUGCUGUGUAGCUAGUUUCUACCCGGUUCUUUCACUCGUAUCAAAUGCAGUCGCAAUCUGAGAUCUGUUUUCCGGUUAUAUUUGGCUUCGCGUGCGAAUACUUGUUCGAAAUCACUUUUGACUU
Somion occarium is the source of this 3287-nucleotide messenger RNA. NCBI's taxonomy places the organism in Eukaryota, Fungi, Basidiomycota, Agaricomycetes, Polyporales, Cerrenaceae. The record is from the annotation of a GenBank genome assembly.